Messenger RNA from Portunus trituberculatus (swimming crab), 4909 nucleotides. RefSeq lists its product as uncharacterized. Gene Ontology annotation, molecular function: G protein-coupled receptor activity. The record is from RefSeq and is a predicted model, not a curated record. Lineage: Eukaryota; Metazoa; Arthropoda; Malacostraca; Decapoda; Portunidae. Gene Ontology annotation, biological process: cell surface receptor signaling pathway; G protein-coupled receptor signaling pathway. Gene Ontology annotation, cellular component: membrane.
UUGGCCGGCUUGUCGGUGCCAGGCGAGGCGUGGGAGGGAGGGAGAGAGGCGCGGUCAGCAGGCUGGAGAGUAUCGGAGUCCGUGUGACGCCUUGUCUCAGCUACAAGCGCUACCCAGUCCCUCUCGCUACUCAAACCCCGUGAUUCCUGCCUCAAGGGUGUGAAAAUUUAUGCCAGUGUCGAUUUAGAAGAAUUUUAAGAAGAAACAACCGGAUUUAUGUGACUUUUUACGUUUCUCGCUAAAGCUGUGAGGUGAAACUGAGUGUAAGGGAUGAUUGCUAGACAAGAAUCUCCAGUGCAUGUAGACUGUGAGGAUUGAAAUGUGUGGAUUGUACAAACCAAAAUACGAAAAGAGAUUGAAUAACGAAAAAUAAAUUACAUACUUGAUUGUUCAUUGUUUUCUCUCACCAAAGUUGUCUCAAGAACAAGAACGAAACAGUUUGAGAGCUCCCACGUAUCCACACAAUACAAAAAUGAACAAGAGUUACAAAGGCUGAUCAAGAAGUGUUUUUCCCCCAUUACAACAAUCAGAAGUGAAAUUUUGACCUUAACAAAUAAUUAAAGGAUAAAAAUGCAUCCUUGAUAUAGACUAAUAUAGAAUAUAGACUAACAAAACAAGCCAGAACAGUAAUAGAACAAAUGGGAAAUCUAGUUCUUUCCGCCAUCCAGCACAAGAAGAUAACUGACGAGGCUCAACACCAACUAUAAUUAUACACUGAACUGUUACCAUCUUCACCACCACCUCCACCGCCACCACCACUGACAGAAUGCAUGUGAUCGGGAUGACCACAAGAGGGAGAGACGCGGUGCAAAUGCGGCGGGCAGCUUGGCUUCUCCUUUAUCACCUCUGCACCGCCCUCUGUCUUCCUGCUAAAGCCUCACAUCUCUCUCAUCUUGCGAAUUUAGAAGAAGAAACACAACUGCAGGAAGAUUAUUUGCGUGAACUAGAUGAGAUUAUGCGAAGAGACACAGAUGGAAUAGAAGAUAUAAAGCAUGGAGGUUUUCAUAUUCCAGUGGGAGGAGGCUUGUUUGACGAGGCUACACCGAGAGAAAACAGAGUAAUAUUAGAAGUUUUAAGGGAAAGAAGAAAUAUGAAUGUUCCUUGCUUUGACAGAGAAAAGGCAGAAGAAUUAAAUGAGGGUAAACUAAGAGAAAAUAGAACAAUAUUAGAAGUUGUAAGGGAAAGAAGAGAUUUGAAUGCUCCUCGAGUUGGCAGAGUAAAGACAUUGGAAGAACGUUUACCAUACAACAGGACACUGAUAGAAAACGAAACAUUACAAGUUAUCAGUACAAAAUCUAAGACCGUACGGAAUUUUACAGAUAAGACUAACACAGAGAAUAAAAGGAAAAGAAGGAAGAUAUUAGGAAAACGUUUUGUAGAUGAUAUGAAAGACGCAAGCGACACAAGGCUAGCAGGAGCAAAAAUCAGGAAGAGAAGGACGUCUGGCGCCUUUCAAACACCCAAUAAGGAAGAGAACAGCGAUAAAUCUUUGGACGAGUCAAGACCAACAAGUUUAAGGAACGAGCUGAAGUGUCCGAUAAAGUCCUGCUCCUCCCGAGAUACCCCGCAAGACGGUGAUAUAGGACACAUGUCCCCGUGUAUGUGUGACGACCAAUGUUAUGUCUACGGGGACUGCUGCCACGACCACACCCUCGUCAACCACACAGCUCCUGCCCUGCGCCCGGCCUGCAUGUUACUGACUCCCACUGCUGGCCGGCAUUACGCUUAUCAUAGAUCUGUCUUUCUGGUGAACCGGUGCCCUGAAGGAUCGGAGCCUAACCUGAAGGACCGGUGUGAGGGCGAAGGAUCUCCCAGUUACCUCAAGGACAUUCCGGUAUUCUCCAAGACAACCGGUAUCGGAUAUGCCAAUAUAUUCUGUGCCUCUUGCCACACUGACACGGAUAUUCACAAGUACGAGAUGUCUGUAUCGUGCUUUGGUAAACUGAACGAUACCAGUGAUAUUGAGAACAUGAUCUACCACUCCGGGGAGUUACGAUGGUCCCUCUCUGAUGACGCCUCUGAAGACACUGGCGUAUGUCUCCUAGAUGUUGCUUACCCACCCUUUAUUGGCCGGUGGUGUCCGUCUGGGUUAGUCGACACGUGUCAAAAGAACUGGACGACUGAGGAGAACGUAAGAAGAUGCUCUGUUUAUAACUACUACGUGCAAUCAGGCGAUACAAUAUAUAAGAACAGACAUUGUGCUCUUUGUAACGGUGUACCGCAUGACAAGAUUUGGUGCCUCUCGCUUCUUCGAUUUGGUAAUACUCCUUCGUUUAAUGUGCCACCGUCCCUUUUGGAGUUAUUUGAGGUGCGAGGGGACUGCAAGGACGAUGAGGUGUGGGACGUGCUUAAUCGUCGCUGUGAACACGUUGCUUGUGGCUUUCUUUUCACUCUACAGGACGGGAAAUGCGAGAGAAGCAGUAAUACUGUACCAGAAGAUGGCCAGUCUUACCUCAACUCGUCUUGCUAUGUUGUGGAAUACAGCCAGAAAGUCUCCACUGCCUUCCCCAAUCAGAGUAUCUAUUUGAAUGAAACGCAGCGGCUCUAUCACUUCGGAGAGUAUGAGUUCAAUGGUUCGCUGAUCAAAGUUUGUGAUGAGAAGGAACGUUGGACGCCCUUCAUGCAUAUCCUGUCAUCUGUGCUUAUUCUUAUUUCUCUAGUGUGUUUAUUAGCGCACAUGGCAAUCUUCCUCCUGCUCCCAGAGAGACGGAAUAUUCCAAGUAUGACUUUUUCCAUGACUGUAUCUCUGUUCAUGGCGGAGUUCAUGUUCUUGACGUUCUUCCAGCUCAAGUUCAGCCAUGUCACCUGCAUCGUGUCGGGUGUUCUCAUGUACUACUUCCUCAGCGUGUCUUUUCUGUGGAUGAACGUGAUGAGUAUUGAUAUCUUUCGAACGUUCUACUACACCAGCAGUUACCGCACUAAAUCACGUAAGAUCUUCACUCAGUACUCCCUCUACGCGUGGAUCUUACCGAUAGGGGGCGUGACUUUGGCUCUGUUGGUGGAUGAGAUGUGGCCUGAUCUCGUUAUAGCUCCUCACUUCGGCACGGACACCUGUUGGCUUAAUAACAAAUGGGGUCAGGUCGCUUUUUUCACGCUUCCUUCUGGUAUGGUCAUUCUAGCUAACCUGGUUCUCUACAUGGUGUCCGUUCGUAAUAUCUACACCCAGAUUAAGAGUGGUGAGAUGGCGUCUUCCACCAUACGCAAAAGUGACGGGUCUAGCAAGUACAGCGGAGGGAACUUAAGGAUUUCAAUUGAUUCUUCUGGUAGGAGAGUCAACCGAGCGUCGAGCGAGAAAAGCAGCCAUGGAUCUGAGUCACCAAACUGCAAAGAGAGAAUUCGAAGCAGAUUCACUAACGGUUUCUUAAGGAAGCAUCGAGGAAGACUGAUUCUGUACUGCAAACUUGCUCUCAUUAUGGGCAUGACUUGGAUCUUCGCCUUCAUAUCCAUUCACACUAAGAGCAUCGUGUUUGAAUACCUCUUUAUCAUCUUCAACGGCCUGCAGGGAGCGUUUAUCUUCGUUGCCUUUGAUCUCAAGAAAAAAGUAUGGGAGGAUUUGUUAACCAAAACCAGAUGCUGCAAGAGACGUGGUGACUACAGCGUUGGAAACAAUUCAGGGAAAGUCACGGGUUCAUCAGAUGGGGGAUACAAGUCUAGGCCCUACAUGCAGAGAUUUAACGGCUGGCGAAAGCACUCUGCUUCUCUUGGAGCCAGCAGGAGCCAACCCUCACACUCCACAGCAGAGAUCGAGGUGUGAGGCUGAGGACAGAGGACGAUGAAUGAAAUAUGUUAGGUUCAGCAAGAUAGGAUGCUAAAGGUGGUGUCACGUGGCUGUCUGACUUGGCGGAGUAAUGCAGGACUUCUUAACUUUGCUGCUACAGAGGUACGUAACGAGCUACUUAAGUGUCACGCUUCAAAGGUGUCUAUAAUAAAGAGCUGUUUGGGUUCCUUGCUACAGAUUUACUGAAGUUUGUUAUUCCAAGGAUACUAAGCUACUCAAAAUGCAAAGAUACUUGGAAUCACUUCAGUUUCCAGCGACGGUCUUGCCUAAGUUUGUCGCCGUGCAGUCACUACGGAGCUACUCAAGUUAUUCAAGUUUGCAGAUCCGUAUUUACUUAUCACGGUGCUACUUAAGUCAACCGUUAGGAAAUCAGGGAAGGAGAAAGAAAGAAUGAAUAAAUACGCUUAUUUCUGUCAUCUUGUGUUAAAUGUACUCUACUGUUUGCAUGUAUAUAUAUACUAUGUGUGUAUGUAUGUAUGUAUGUAUGUAUGUAUGUGUGUGUGUACGUAUGUGUGUAUCCCCGAACCUUGUACUAAUCGUCGUACUUAAGUACAUGUAUGUACGUUUCUGAGUGUUAAGGUACGAAAUACAUGUAGCCAUAAACUCUUGGAAUCAACAUUAUCGUACAUAAGAUGACGGCAAAACGCAACUGUACCAUAUACUAUUUACUAACUAAACGUCAUAACGUGAUGUCAAUCCUGUAACGCAUUAGUAUGCUUGUUAUGGCUGUAACACGUUAAUUUAUCGACAUAUCGCUUAGGAUAGCGUCAAAUCACGUUUUUAAUUUCGCUCGCUGAAUGCAUGUUUCGUAUAGCUCAGAACAGUAAGAACAAAGCCUUAGUACGUUAGAAUUACAUUAAGCAUGUAGUACGAGUGUUUACGACUUUCCCUUAUAAAACCUCCAUGUAAAGUUUUCUGCGUUCCAUUACAUAUUCACCUUCCAUUCGCACUGCAUCCCUGAGAUCAUCACAUAAAUACUCUCCUAUCAUGUUAUCAUUAUUAUUUUGUCAUAUUAUUAGUAGUAUACACUAGUAAAGGUUAUUGUUGUUAGCGGUAACUCAUCUCUCGCAUCGCGACAAUUUCUUGCUGUUCAGUACGUAAUAUUGUAGUGAAUAAAAACUAAAAAAUUCA